AUGACGGACAACACUGAAAGCAAAAAGAUCCCAGAAGGGUUUGAGAGCCUUAUCUCUGCCCUUGAGGCGACCAAGCGUCCUUUCUAUUGCGCCGGCAGCUUGCCAUUUGAUGAGAAUAAGCCCAUUGCCAUUCUGGUUCAGGACGCGUCUGGCGAUUUACCACCCAAAUUCACCCCUGUCUCCUUCCCACUAAAGAAUAAGAGCGACAUCGUGCCUCUCAUCAAUGCGUCCAGUCAGGCGUCAUUUGGGAAGAGAGGGGAAGAGGUGUUUGAUCCUUCGUACCGUCGCGCUCUCGUGCUGCAGAAGAAAGACUUUGCGAUCUAUCCUGCAGGAAGUCUUGACCCCCACGAUCUGGGAAUCCUCAAUUCAAUUUCGAGGAUGCUUCUUCCUUCGUUUUCCCUUCUUACCAAAAACCUGACCGAUCGCCCGGACAUCUACUAUACUGUGGAUGAGGAUGAAGACGUUGGAGGCGCUCGGAUCAUUGCUCGACUGGACAAACUUAACGUUUACUCCGAGGGAGACUUCUUCGGGGGACGCGUCGGCGCCGCUCGCUCCUCAGACAUGUUCGGAACGCUGUUAGUCAACUUGCCCGUCAGACACGAGGGAGGUCAGCUUGUGGUCAGGGCGCCGACGAUAACAGGCAACGACACUGACCUGAAACGCGAUGAGUACACCACGAAAUGGGGAAGUGGUACAGAUCUCGAGUGGAUUGCCUUCUUUUCCGAUUGUGAGCAUGAAGUUUUGCCAGUCACAAGCGGCCACCGAGUGACACUCACAUUCACGCUCUCAUUUGACUACCCCAACAACGGUGCUGAACCAUUCGGCGCCGAGAUCGUAGCUAAAUCUCGAGAUCCCAAGAUUGAACUGCUACAUCGUGCACUCACUGCUCCUGGCAUAUUCACCAAAGAUCACCCUCGUCUGUGUUUCCAUUUGGAACACAGAUAUCCCAUAGAUGGGAUGAGCGAUAUGGCUGAUUCAGUUAAGCACAAGCUCAAAGGUCGUGACGCCGUGCUUUACCAUUUGCUGGUUCAAACGGGCGUCACCGUCACCUUUCACCACGUUCUCUUCCCUGGCGAUCCCGAGUACUGUGGCCUUUUGAGUGAAGAUGACGAGGGUGAAGUGUGUGCAAUACUCCCUCGAUCUGUAGAUCAGCUCGACGCGUGGGGCGAGGAAAGUGAAAGCGGAUUAAACGGAAUCGUCAUUUGCCAAGGAGGUCGCAGCCCUCGACAGCUAGGAAUGAUCGAGGUUACUGGCAAUCCUCAGUUUUUCGUCAGGGUAGAUUAUGUUGUUCACGGCAAUGAGCCUGCCUCGGUUCAUGCGGACUACGGUACCGUAUGCAUGGUGGCAACCAUGCAAGGAUAUGACAUUGACGAGCCCUGGGGGAAGGACAAACCGAAGAAGAACCCCUAUCGCUAUUACUGA
Molecule: messenger RNA, 1422 nt
Organism: Cantharellus anzutake
Lineage: Eukaryota; Fungi; Basidiomycota; Agaricomycetes; Cantharellales; Hydnaceae
Exons: 4
Coding region: 1-1422 (473 amino acids)
Source: RefSeq, a predicted model, not a curated record